Molecule: messenger RNA, 1676 nt
Organism: Pseudogymnoascus destructans
Lineage: Eukaryota; Fungi; Ascomycota; Leotiomycetes; Thelebolales; Thelebolaceae
Gene: GWT1
Product: Glucosaminyl phosphatidylinositol (GlcN-PI) nositol acylation protein
Exons: 2
Coding region: 109-1581 (490 amino acids)
Biological process (GO): GPI anchor biosynthetic process; protein localization to plasma membrane
Cellular component (GO): membrane; endoplasmic reticulum
Molecular function (GO): glucosaminyl-phosphatidylinositol O-acyltransferase activity
Source: RefSeq, a predicted model, not a curated record
CCCUCUAUCCUCCACAACCAGAGUUCCUUUCUGAGACAUGAAUGUGUGAUUUUCUAUGUAAUAUUUGUUUUGCGUUGAUACCCCUCUAGCUGCGCUGCUCCUCUCACCAUGGCGAAAGACUACAAAACCCUGAAAGAAGACUUCGUGUCGAACCUCACGGGCGGGUCAAUCGGUGAUAUUAUCGCAGUCACAGCUGUUGUUCCUAUAUCUAUCAUCGCCUGGUCUGCUCUACAAGCAAGGCAUCAGUUCUUUGCGAAAUACACAGCCAUCCCCUUUGCCGUCGACUUCUUCCUCAAUGUCGGCGCCGUCCUCCUCGCGACCACGCUAUACUCCCCUAACCCUCUAUUACUCGACAUCCUUCUCUUGAGCCCGGCGAUAAUACUCUCAUAUUUCUACACCAUACCGACGAAGAAAAAGGCCAAGCCUCCCCAGGCGAAGAAGGUCACCGCGUCAGAGGCAUCUCUCGACCCUUUGCCCCGCAAGCCAUUCCUCACCAUAUACAGAGGAUGCAUGAUGAUCAUAACAUGUCUGGCCAUUCUCGCCGUGGACUUCCCGAUCUUCCCUAGACGAUUCGCAAAGGUCGAGAACUGGGGCACGUCGCUGAUGGACCUCGGGGUUGGCUCGUUCGUGUUCUCAGCAGGUGUCGUCGCUGCGAGGCCUGUUCUCAGGGAGAAGAUUAGUGGGAUAUAUACUACGCUGGGCUCGCGGUUAUACUCGUCCAUUCGACACUCAUUGCCGCUCUUUGUACUGGGCCUGAUUCGUCUUUGGUCGGUCAAGGGUCUUGACUAUGCUGAGCAUGUCACAGAGUACGGAGUCCACUGGAAUUUCUUCUUCACUCUUGGAUUUCUGCCACCUUUUGUGGCAAUCUUUCAAUGGGCAUUCCAGCUGAUCCCGUCAUUUGAGGUGCUGGCUUUCCUACUUGCAGCUGUCUAUGAGAUUGUCCUGGACAAUACCAACCUCAAGGCGUUUGUUUUGACAGCCCCUCGAACAGAUCUCUUCUCAAAGAACAGAGAGGGGAUAUUUAGCUUCAUUGGGUAUCUGUCGAUAUUCCUGGCUGGACAGGGCAUUGGGAUGGCCGUUAUUCCAAGAAACAUCUCACCAAAGGAGCCCACUGGAAGCUUCGCCCAGCGGAAGAAGCUCCUUAUUACGCUGGCGACCACAUCCCUGGUUUGGAGUCUCUUAUAUGUGGCUACGACGCAUUAUUACGGGCUGGGACUUACCGUGUCUCGUCGACUUGCAAACCUGCCCUACCUCCUCUUCGUAGCAGCGUUCAACUGCAUCCAAACCACGGCAUUCUGUGCCAUUGAGACGUUCUACUUCCCGGAAGUCUACAAGGCCACAGACAAGAAGACGGAGGAGCGCAACUAUAACCAAGCAACGAGUAGGAUUAUGACGGCAUAUAACCGGAACGGCCUGGCGCUGUUCCUUGUCGCGAACCUGCUUACCGGGCUGGUCAACCUCACGGUUUCGACUCUUUUUGUUAAAGAUUCCGUGGCGGUGGGCAUUUUGCUCGCUUACGGGGGCGUGAUAACCGGAUUAGCCGUGUUGUUGGAUGUGUAUGAUAUCAGUAUCAAGUUGUAACAGUAGUUAUUUAUCUUGAAGUAUUAAUUGUUGCAAUAUUAUUGUAAGCUUAAUGAUAAUAUAUUAGAAUGAGCUGAGGGUUGCAGGAAUGGGAC